CUCGCCCAAAACCCUCAAACCCUUCUCUUUUCGCCCCAUGUUCUGCGGGAAACAGACUACAAUCCCUUGAGCUCUUCUCCUUCUCUGACUCCUGAGUUUGCGAUAAAGAAGGCACGAACGACGGCUGAAAUGCGUGAAAGGUGCGAUGCAGAAGUUGCUGCGUCCAAGCUCCUCUGCUCCUAUAAUCUGCACUGUGGGUAGCCAUUCUUUCUCUCUUAGUCUUCCCACAGGAACCCACAAUCUCACGUUCUCGUUUCCCAGCAAGAAACCUAACUAUUCCCAGUCCAUAGGCCCCUUAAGCGCCUUUCUCUUUCACUCGUCAUCACGGCUUCCUACAAUGGCUGCUUUGGCUUCAUCCGCUUCGUCCUUGGCUACGUCGUCUAUCAGUAAGAAACCCUUUUCUUUAAGCUCUGCUCUGUCGUCUCGCUACCUGGCCACUCUAGCUGCUUCUUCGAGCAGUUGCUGCAUCUGUAGGUGCGCAGUCAACGAUAGGACGCUUUCUCGAGCAUGGGUUGCGGUUAAAGAUGGAAGGAAUGGGCCAAGAGCAGCGUGGUUGCAUUCGGGCUCAGAUGACUCUUCUCUCACUGUUUCUGUUCAUGAAGAUGCAAGCUCAGAUAACUCUAUUGCUGGAGAUUCGGGGGAAGAGGGCCAAAAUACAGCUUCAUUGCCUUCAUCGGAGGAGAAGCCGUUGAAAUUGAAUGGGCGGCCCAAGGGUUCUUCCAGCAGCAGCUGUGACAUACCUCCAAAUCCGGAUUUAUUGACGAUUCCGGGUGUGGGUCCGAGAAAUUUGCGAAAGCUGGUGGAUAAAGGUUUCGCUGGAGUUGCCGAGCUCAAGCAACUGUAUAAAAAUAAGUUCUCUGGCAAGCCUAGUGACAAGAUGGUUGAGUAUCUACAGAGUUCUGUGGGAAUUAUUCACAGGAACCAUGCUGAAAGCAUCACUACUUUCAUUAAAAAGAGUGUGGAUGAAGAGUCGGAAGCUAACUGUGUGCAGUCUCCACACAAAAAUCGGAUUACAUUUUGUGUUGAGGGUAAUAUCAGCGUUGGCAAGACUACUUUUCUUCAGAGAAUAGCUAAUGAAACAAUCGAGUUGCGUGAUCUUGUUGAGGUGGUUCCUGAACCCAUUGACAAGUGGCAGGAUGUUGGACCUGACCACUUCAAUAUUUUGGAUGCUUUUUAUGCUGAGCCACAACGGUAUGCGUACACCUUUCAGAACUAUGUAUUUGUUACCAGAGUUAUGCAGGAAAGAGAGUCAUCUGGUGGAAUCAAGCCUCUUCGGUUGAUGGAGAGGAGUGUUUUCAGUGACCGUAUGGUCUUUGUGCGAUCUGUUCAUGAGGCCAAUUGGAUGAAUGAGAUGGAGAUCAGUAUUUAUGACUCUUGGUUUGAUCCCGUUGUGUCUUGCUUGCCUGGACUUAUUCCUGAUGGUUUUAUCUAUCUUAGAGCAAGUCCUGAUACUUGCCAUAAGAGGAUGAAGCUACGAAAGAGAGCGGAGGAAGGUGGAGUCACCCUAGAUUAUCUUCAAAGCCUCCAUGAAAAGCAUGAAAGCUGGUUAUUUCCCUCUCAAAGUGUUAAUCAUGGAGUAUUAUCAGUCAGCAUGCUGCCCUUGCAUAUUGAUAACUCCUUACAUCCUGAUAUAAGGGACCGUGUUUUCUAUCUUGAGGGUGAUCAUAUGCAUUCAAGCAUUCAGAAGGUUCCUGCAUUGGUCUUGGACUGUGAACCCAAUAUUGAUUUCAGCAAAGAUAUUGAAGCGAAGAGAGAAUAUGCACGCCAAGUUGCUGAGUUCUUUGAAUUUGUGAAGAAAAGGAAAGAGAAUACACCCAAUGAAGGUGGUGAAGGUUACAAGAACCGGCCACAGGUGCUGCUACCCCAUGGUGGCAGCUUGUGGGUGCCAGAUGGAAAGCAUUUUCCUUCGUCAGCCCUCAAAUCUCUGGAAUUCAGACGAACCAUGUCAUCGUUCAUAUCUAGCAAAUAACGUGGCUUAGUGAAAUCCAUUGACCGUUUUCUGCCUUUGUUGCAGAUUGUAGAUCCACUAAUGACCCCUAGCUGACCUGUUGUUUUUCUUGCAUGUAAAGAUGUUGGGACCUUAGCUGGUUUAUCAGAGAUGGUUGUAUUUGUAUGGAUGUAAUGCUUUAUUGCUGUAGUACUCCCGCGAGUAGGUUUGUGUUUCUUUCAUUGGAAAUGUGGCUGUAUUUCUUUGAUAGGAAAUUUGGUGUCUUCCUUGACCA
Molecule: messenger RNA, 2222 nt
Organism: Prosopis cineraria
Lineage: Eukaryota; Viridiplantae; Streptophyta; Magnoliopsida; Fabales; Fabaceae
Exons: 6
Coding region: 146-1969 (607 amino acids)
Cellular component (GO): cytoplasm
Molecular function (GO): deoxynucleoside kinase activity
Source: RefSeq, a predicted model, not a curated record